Coffea eugenioides is the source of this 1416-nucleotide messenger RNA. RefSeq lists its product as uncharacterized. Bases 1 to 1416 code for a protein of 471 amino acids. The transcript has a single exon. Gene Ontology annotation, biological process: positive regulation of growth. Lineage: Eukaryota; Viridiplantae; Streptophyta; Magnoliopsida; Gentianales; Rubiaceae. The record is from RefSeq and is a predicted model, not a curated record.
AUGGGUUGGCUCUCGGAGUUGAGCGCUCGAAAACAUGGUGACGAUGUGCAGAAAUCUAACCAAUUAGGAAUCCUCGCGUUCGAGACUGCAAAGACCAUGUCCAAAUUAGUCUCCUUGUACAAAUCCCUUUCUCAUGACCAGAUUUCCAGGCUUGCACGUGAGGUAAUCGCAUCUCAGGGGAUUGCGUAUUUGAAUUCUAUGGAUGAAGGCCUUCUUUUCGGCCUUGCUUGCGCAGAGAGGCUUGAAGAUCUCGAUAAAACUGCAACUGCCGUGGCUCAAUUGGGCCAGAAAUGCAGGGACUUCGGGUUGAAACGGUUCGACCUCGUUUACAACGAACUCAAGCUGGGCAUCGUUGAUUUGUGGAAGCUGGGACACGGGUCGAAACACGUUGAGAAGAAGGUUCAGAAGAUGGAGAAAUUGAUCGCUGCCACUGCGAGUUUGUACUCGUCGUUGGAUGCUCUUGCGGAAUUGGAAAUCUCCGAGAGGAAGCUGAGUCAAUGGAAGCACAAGGGGCCAUCCAUGCAAGGCAGGCCAAAUUUCCAGCUUUUCAAAGAAAAACUGGAAAAGCAGAGGAAGCAGGUUCACCAUUUGAGAGAGAUCUCCUUGUGGAGCCAGACAUUUGAUAAGAGUGUUCACCUGAUGGCCCGCGUUGUAUGCUUCGUAUAUGCCCGGCUUUAUGUUGUGUUCGGCCCCUACGUUCCGGUUCUUUCAUCAGUUUCGUUGAGGAACCUGAGGCCAUCCCAUCAGAAAGAAAUUCUCAAAGAUUCGCCGGCCCAGUGUUGUAUCAUUGCUCAGCUGAUGAAUGAACAGAUACAUUCACACUCCGGACCAAUUCCCACCACCUCAAACUCUAAGUUGAGAAUGGUCAGGUUUUACAGCCGCAAAUCAGUUUUCUUCUUGGACGAAGAUGAUGAUUUGGGAGAUAGAAAAGUUUCCAGAAGUAACAGGGUGUUUCAUGCAGCAGGGCCUUCAACUGUGGGUGGCUCAGGGCUUGCAUUGCGUUAUGCAAAUGUGAUUUUAUUGGCAGAAAAGUGCUUGGAUUCAGCCGAAUCAUUAGACCCUGAGACACGAGAAUCUUUGUAUCAAAUGUUGCCGGAGAAUGUUAAGUCGUUGGUGAAAUCAAAGCUGAGCAAGAAUGUGAAAGGUACAGAGGAUGAUCAAUUACUGGCAGUGGGGUGGAGAGAAGCUUUGAGAGGCAUAAUGGGGUGGCUAGCGCCAAUGGCACAUGACACGGUGCAAUGGCAUCUAGAGAGAAAUCCAGAGAAGAUGAAGUUCGAUUUAAAACCUACAGUCUUGUUAUUACAAACCUUGCAUUUUUCGGAUAAAGAGAAGACCGAAGCUGCCAUUGCCGAAGUCCUAGUUAGCUUGAGCUGUAUAUUUAAGCACGAGAACUGCAUGUCGUGCGAGUCAUCAUGA